Molecule: messenger RNA, 2028 nt
Organism: Tripterygium wilfordii
Lineage: Eukaryota; Viridiplantae; Streptophyta; Magnoliopsida; Celastrales; Celastraceae
Product: tubby-like F-box protein 8
Exons: 6
Coding region: 374-1651 (425 amino acids)
Molecular function (GO): protein binding
Source: RefSeq, a predicted model, not a curated record
GCACCUGGGCACUGGUUGGGUGAUGACGAUGACAAAAAAUUUAGAGUUGCUAAUAAUAUGGAAAAGGUGUAGGAAAUAGGAAAAUCUCAUUAAAGCAAACUCCUUUUCAUGUCAUUUGAUGAAGUGGAUUUAAUCGAACCUUCGAGUCCGUGCGCAGUAGUUUAACAAACAAAGUGGAUGGUGAGAGAGAGAAACGUCUGUGUUGAAGGCAAGGAUCCGACCAUAAGAAAGAGAGAUAGAGAGAAAGUGGAUGGUCUUGCUAGGCGGUGAAGGUUAGAUAUUAAACAGUGAUCUGUGGUUGUGGAUGUUUCAUUACUGUCUGUGAUUUGAAGGGGGCAGAUUAACUUUUAGAGCCUAUUGGUUCUGUGAGUAAAUGUCGUCCCGUAGUAUAGUACGAGAUGUGAGGGAUGGGUUUGGAAGCUUAUCGAGGCGAAAUUUUGAGGUAAGGUUGGCAGGAGACCACCACAGGGGGAAAUCUCAUGGCUCAGUGCAUGAAUUACAUGAACAACCUUUAGUAAUCGAGAACAGUCGAUGGGCUAGCCUUCCACCUGAGCUCCUGCGUGAUGUGAUGAUGAGAUUGGAGGCAAGUGAGAGUACGUGGCCUGCCCGCAGGCAUGUGGUUGCGUGUUCCGCUGUGUGCAGGUCAUGGAGAGAAAUGUGCAUGGAAAUCGUCAGAAGUCCUGAGUUUUCUGGCAAGAUUACCUUCCCAGUUUCCUUGAAGCAGCCUGGGCCAAGGGAUGGAACCAUUCAGUGCUUCAUUAAGAGAGACAAAUCUAAUCUGACUUAUCAUCUUUUCCUUUGCCUUAGCCCUGCUUUGCUUGUUGAAAAUGGAAAAUUUCUUCUUUCUGCAAAACGUACCCGGAGAACUACUUGCACGGAGUAUGUCAUUCUGAUGGAUGCGGAUAACAUAUCAAGAUCAAGCAGUACCUACAUUGGAAAAUUGAGGUCAAAUUUUCUAGGGACCAAAUUCAUAAUUUAUGAUACGCAGCCACCAUACAACAAGUCUCGGCUUUCUUCACCUGGUCGAAGCCACAGGUUCUACCCAAAGAAAGUUUCUCCUAAGGUACCCACUGGCAGCUACAACAUUGCUCAAGUUACAUAUGAGCUGAAUGUGCUGGGUACUAGAGGCCCUCGCAAGAUGCACUGCAUCAUGCACUCAGUUCCUGCCAAAGCUCUUGAGCCAGGGGGUUUUGUACCUGGCCAGGCCGAGCUUCUACCUCGCAACCUGGAAGACUCAUUUCGAAGCAUUUCCUUCUCAAAGUCAAUUGAUAAUUCAACCGAGUUCAGCAGCUCUCGGUUUUCUGACAUCGUUGGUACCCAUGAUGAAGAAGAGAAAAGAAAAGAAAGACCGUUGGUUCUUCGGAACAAGGCACCAAGAUGGCAUGAGCAGUUGCAGUGUUGGUGCCUUAAUUUUCGUGGCAGGGUGACUGUUGCGUCUGUCAAGAACUUCCAGCUGAUUGCCGAUACACAGCCUGCUGCUGGUGCACCGACUCCAUCACAGCCAGCUCCAACAGACCAUGAUAAGAUCAUCCUUCAAUUCGGCAAGGUUGGCAAGGAUAUGUUCACCAUGGACUACCGAUAUCCUCUGUCCGCCUUUCAGGCUUUUGCCAUCUGUUUGAGCAGCUUUGACACCAAAUUGGCAUGUGAAUAGAAGAAGAGGAGAUUAUGGUAAGAUGUAGAAGUAGAAGUAGAAGUAGAAGAUUUAAUUUGCAAUGCCGCUCAUAUCUAGUUUUAUAGGGGAUUGGCUGCUUGUAUGCGAUCACUGUACAACCUAGUCAGCAUGGGAAGUGCAGAAAAAAUCUCUGUACGCAAAGGACGCAAGCGUUCGUGUCUUUUCUGUUUUAUUUUUCGACAUAUUUGGGUUAGUUUGUUUCGACUUUCCGUGGGCGACAUUGUCCCUGCGUACGUUGUUAAAAACCUUAUUGUUGUCAUGACACACGAAAACAAACAAGAGCGAGGGAAAAAAUAUUUUUGGGGUCAAACCGUAUAAAUUCGAGAGGUCUUAAAUUCGAUUCUCAAUGAGAAUAA